UACUUUACAGUGUACAGCAUGGGACGCUGCGGCCACACCGUCUUUCCUGUGAUUGUGCUUGCACUCUGCUUAGGAUUGACAGUCGGCUCAUUUCUUUACUGUAAUCCAGAGAAUGCAGCUAAAGGAAAGCAUGCUGUGAAGAAGAUGCGCGUUUCAGGUGCCACGGCCACAUUGAUGAAGAAUUAUAGACGUUGCUUGCACUCCAAUUCCACAAGAGAGCUGAUCACGAAAUAUGGUUUCUACUACAACAUGACAACCUGCAACCUUGACCUCAGUCGCGACGAUAUCUGCAAUAACCCGGAUCGAGUUGCGGAGUAUUACAACUGCUUUUUCAAGCAGCAGGCCUUAAUAAUGCACAACGUUAAUGCCACAGCUGAAGAACACGUCAAGCUGAAAACUUUAUGGAAAUGCAUGAAGGACGCCUUUAAAGGUUUUCAAGAGAUUGUCACGAGGAAGCGUUAACGAGUUAUCGCCGAUAGAGGUCAAGUUCCUUUUUCACCUACAAUAUGAUGGAGUGUCCAGGAUGAUCACGACGACUCCAGGCCAUGAAAAUACUGUUUUUCGACCAUGUUGGACAUCAUGGAUACAAGUGGCAAAAAAAUAGUUUCUACUAUUGCGCAUAUACUAGGUGAAAAUUGUACAACUGUAAUAAAAAUAAAGCCGUCACAGCG
This is a messenger RNA of Dermacentor albipictus, 671 nucleotides long. RefSeq lists its product as uncharacterized. The record is from RefSeq and is a predicted model, not a curated record. NCBI's taxonomy places the organism in Eukaryota, Metazoa, Arthropoda, Arachnida, Ixodida, Ixodidae.